AUGUUAACAACUCACUCAAACCACCCAUUCCACUUAGUAGAUUACAGACCUUGACCAUUAACAGGAGCAAUUGGAGCAAUAGUUCUAGUAUCAGGAUUAGCAAAAUGAUUUCACCUAUUUAACAUUAACUUAUUUAUAAUUGGAUUUGGAAUUACACUUCUAACUAUAAUCCAAUGAUGACGAGAUGUAGUACGAGAAGGAACAUACCAAGGACUACAUACGGGAUUUGUAUCAAUUGGAUUACGAUGAGGAAUAAUUUUAUUUAUUGCAUCAGAAGUAUUAUUCUUUGUUUCAUUUUUUUGAGCAUUUUUUAGAAGAAGACUAGCACCUACUAUUGAAUUAGGAAUAUUAUGACCCCCAAUAGGAAUUCAACCUUUCAAUCCUAUACAAAUUCCAUUACUUAAUACAGCUAUUCUUUUAGCAUCAGGAGUAACAGUAACAUGAGCACAUCAUAGUCUAAUAGAAUCUAAUCAUACUCAAGCAUUACAAGGAUUAUUCUUCACAGUACUACUAGGACUAUACUUCACUAUACUUCAAGCAUAUGAAUAUUGAGAAGCACCCUUCACCAUUGCAGAUGCAGUCUAUGGAUCAACAUUCUUUGUUGCAACAGGAUUUCAUGGUCUACAUGUAAUUAUCGGAACAAUUUUCUUAUCAACAUGUCUACUUCGACAUUCAAUAAAUCAAUUCUCACCAAGACACCACUUUGGGUUUGAAGCAGCAGCAUGAUACUGACACUUUGUAGACGUAGUAUGAUUAUUCUUAUAUAUUUCUAUUUAUUGAUGAGGUAGAUAA
Schistocerca americana (American grasshopper) is the source of this 792-nucleotide messenger RNA. Lineage: Eukaryota; Metazoa; Arthropoda; Insecta; Orthoptera; Acrididae. The record is from the annotation of a RefSeq genome assembly.